AUGGGCCUGGCCGUCACAGAGAAACUGCUCUCGAAAGGCUGGAAAGUCACCAUCUUCGACUUCAACGCAAAGACGGGCGCAGAGCUCGCCGGGAAGUUGGGCCCCAAUGUGCUCUUUGUCCAGGGCAAUGCGGCAAUCUACAGUGACCAGGCCAAAGGGUUCUUGAAGACCUGGGAAAAGUGGCAGAGAAUAGAUUUUGUCUUUGCGAAUGCGGGCGUUGGUGACCGCGUCGACUUAUUCGCUGAUGCGCCAGAGACCGAGAACGGCGCUCCUCCUCAGCCAGAUAUCCUUCCCAUCGAUGUCUGUCUGAACGGCGUCAUCUGGUCGGCGUACCUCGCAUUCCAUUAUUUCAAGAAGAACGCUGGCCGGAAAGGCAAGUUGGCCAUAACGGCCAGCUUUGCGGGUAUCUACGCUGGGCCAGAGGUGCCCUUGUAUGCGGCGGCCAAGCACGGAGACGUCGCACUCGCCCGCAGCUUGGGCAAGUUGAUGAAGAGCCGCGGCGAGAACAUCACCGUCAACUGCAUCUGCCCGACCGUCGUAGCCACCAACCUGAUCUCGGCUGAAUUCGUCCAGGCCAUCCCCCCCAACAUGAUCACGCCCAUAUCCACCAUCGUCCGCGCUAUCGAGAAGAUCAUUGAGGACGACUCGGUCAACGCCUGCGUCUUUGAGACCUGCGGCGAGGAUAUCAUCCCGAGGGAGGAACCAGUCCCAGCCAACAAGGUCGCUGCGUUUUACCUGGGCGCGGAUUUCUCGGAACUUAAUGCGAACGAGUUGGAGCUGAUCAAGGAGAGAGGAAAGGCCCUGGACGCCAUGGCAACUCGAUAA
Messenger RNA from Fonsecaea pedrosoi CBS 271.37, 825 nucleotides. RefSeq lists its product as uncharacterized. Bases 1 to 825 code for a protein of 274 amino acids. Lineage: Eukaryota; Fungi; Ascomycota; Eurotiomycetes; Chaetothyriales; Herpotrichiellaceae. Gene Ontology annotation, cellular component: cytoplasm. Gene Ontology annotation, molecular function: oxidoreductase activity, acting on the CH-OH group of donors, NAD or NADP as acceptor. The record is from RefSeq and is a predicted model, not a curated record. The transcript has 4 exons.